Messenger RNA from Dichomitus squalens LYAD-421 SS1, 1682 nucleotides. RefSeq lists its product as uncharacterized. The coding region runs from base 40 to 789 and encodes 249 amino acids. The transcript has 4 exons. NCBI's taxonomy places the organism in Eukaryota, Fungi, Basidiomycota, Agaricomycetes, Polyporales, Polyporaceae. The record is from RefSeq and is a predicted model, not a curated record.
CACCUGCGAAGGGACAUAGCAGGAGCCAACAACGGAUAGAUGCCAUCCCGACUACUUCGUCGUGCAGCGCAACUCAGCGCAGUCGCUACCAUUCCGCCUGCGUACUUCGCAUAUCGUACCAUCACUCGUCUCGAAGCGAAAUACCCUCCCUGUCCCCCGGAGUCGUCUUCGACGCCCGCGCUCCGAACACCUGCAAACCCCGCAACCCAGCACGUUCCUUACGUCGACGUCUACGCUACCCGCGUCCCAGCUCGUGGUUUGAUCGACCGCGGCCAGGAGAACAAGUCUGCGAGCCUCGAAGAGGCAUGGGCCCACACGUUCCUCGAGAACAAGCUUCUCAGGGCGACCGGGCCCAUCAUGGGCACCAAGAAGUCAUCCGAGCAAACCGACUACGGGGAGCAUGGCUUCCACGAGGGCCAGAAGUUGGCCAACGACCUCUUCCUCAUCUUGCGCCCACCAGCGCCCGGCUCGCCAUUGCUCGUGGACUGGCGGUUAUCGGACGGGCCUGUCUCUUUCUUCCGUCGUAUCGCCGCUUGGGGAUACCCCUGGAGGCUGAUGUCGGGCGGCCGGCACGAGUUCGGCGUUGGACCGGUGGACGCGGAUGGUACAGUCGAAGUGCGAUUUGGGAGCGCGCAUGAUUACGAUUGGGUGGAGGAGGAAGGCGACGCACAGAAGACGAUCCCGGAGUGGGUGAAGAGGUGCCACAGGGCAUACGCGAGGUGGCUCUUGGACGAACGAGUUGAGGAAGUCGAAAGACGCGCGAGGGUAGUUGACGAGGGAAAGGCCUGAGUGGACUUCGCUAGGGCGGCUCGAGACACAGGAUGAUAGGAGUUCACUUGUGUCUGCAAUAAAGCCUUACUACUAUAUCACUGCGCUAUGUGAGAGAGUUCGUUACGUGAGGGAGCUCAUUACGUGAGAGAAUUCAUUGCAUGGUUCUGUGAGUCCGGCUGUGAGGUAAAAAUUCCGCAGCGUGGUUCGACGGCUUCACUUGAUGACCAGCCUGAGAAUCAGUCCCCUAGCCAGGGUGGAUUCUGACUACCAAGAAGUCAAUACGUUGUAUGCUCGCUGCCACAGGGUGUCUGGCCCAUCUGAGCCGUCACAACAGCUACUGCACGAGCUCAUCACACGGCUGCCGCUAUCAUCGGGCGACUGCUUCCGAGCAUCGCGUCGGCUCUCCCGGACAAGGUCCUCGACCGUAUCGGCGCUUGGCACUGGUAGUUGUUGGUCGCGGGGUACUCGACGAGGGUCGCUUGUGGCGAUCGGAGACCGAGAGCGACGCGGAGCUUUAGACAUCUCUGCUAUGAAUAACUCCGCCACACUCUGGCGAAGUUGUUUCACCUCCUGCUCGGCAUCCGUUUUCUUACGAGCAGAACCAACCGCGCGAGGGACAAUCGCAUGACCGUCUUCCUCUUCCCCGACCUGAUUGCAGCAUGCGACUUCAUAAGCCCAAAGCCUUAUCCGCUCGUCAGAUUCCUUACCAGACGCCGCGAAUUUCGACCCGAGAUAUGUGUCAGCCCUCCAUGCCCUUCCGCCUUGGGACCCAUGACCGUUCCGACACGUCUUCGCACGGAGAUAUUCAGCAUGCGGGCCUAGCGAUGCCAGAAAUUGCACAACACAGAAGGCGUUAUAUGGUCGUUCCAAGUCAAAGACCGUCAGGAUCCGCGACGAUAUCCCUCUGGCAC